Messenger RNA from Wasmannia auropunctata (little fire ant), 6151 nucleotides. RefSeq names its product breast cancer anti-estrogen resistance protein 1 (gene p130CAS). The transcript is spliced from 9 exons. Gene Ontology annotation, biological process: cell migration; cell surface receptor protein tyrosine kinase signaling pathway. Bases 434 to 2497 code for a protein of 687 amino acids. Gene Ontology annotation, molecular function: protein binding. NCBI's taxonomy places the organism in Eukaryota, Metazoa, Arthropoda, Insecta, Hymenoptera, Formicidae. The record is from RefSeq and is a predicted model, not a curated record. Gene Ontology annotation, cellular component: plasma membrane; cytoplasm.
UUCCGCGUCUCGCUGUCGCCCCGGCGCUUUUCUACGCGACCCGUAGGGAAAGAUUUCUCGCCAGGAUCUCCGACCUCGCGUGCCGCCGGGACGCGCACGUUGUGUGCGCGCCCGAGAGCGUCGGUGUAACGCCGCGGUGUUUUCGGCGAGUGCCGCGAGUGAGUUCGGUAUCGGUAUAGUGACGAAAACUCAACGAACGAGUAGAGAGAAAGGGCGGCGAGAAGGCUAGAGAGAGAGAGAGAGAGAGCGAGAGCAGGACGGUCGGAGUGCGGCUCGUGAUCGAUCUCACAGUGUGUACGCGCGUCAAGGUGUUUUCUUUCCGCGGCCACCCGUCGUCGUCGCCGAUCUCUAUUAUGUCACCGGCCACGCGUGCCGGCAGACCGCUCUGAUUCGAGGUACCUCGGCAUCAAGGCACGCAGGAACGCCCGCCACGAUGCUGCCGCAGACACCUGACAUCAUCCCGACUACGCUGAACCAGAAAUGCGUGAAAGCGCGAGCUCUGUACGACAAUAUCGCCGAGGCGCCCGACGAGCUGGCUUUUCGAAAAGGCGACGUCCUCACCGUACUGGAGCAGAACACUGCCGGUCUUGAGGGAUGGUGGUUGUGCGCUCUGCGAGGUCGACAGGGCAUCUGUCCAGGAAAUCGAUUGAGGCUUCUGGUUGGCCAAUACGAUACGGGGGGUUGUUUGGUCGGCAGCAGGGCCGACCUAACCAUUGCAGAGGAUGGCAUACAGAGACACGGGAAAAGGCGUAGCUGGCACGUACAGCCCAACAGAGUUGUAACGCCGCAAAAGUGUGGGGACGUCUACCUAUACGAUCUCCCAGCAAGUCGGGGAAGUCCCGCGCCACCCUCCAGACACGAUUCACCCCUCAACUCGACGAACAAUGAGCAUUCGCACAAUACGGGACGUUACACGAGCAAUCACGCGCGGAGUUCCAUCGACAACGGGGGCGCCGACGUGAACGAGUGUUACGACGUACCGCCACGCGCGAUCCCGGUGAUCCCCUCGCCGGCGAGCAGCCCGAGCCCGGCACCGUCGUGCUACGAUAUCCCGAGGCCGCCGACAUCAUGCACGCCCAACUCAAAUUGCUCCGGCGGCUCCGGCAUUACACCGCUGGAUUGCUACGACGUGCCGCGACCGUUGCAGCCCCUCACGCCCAGCAGCUCGGCCUCCAGCCUCACCAACGACGGCUCCCUCAGCGGAUCGAACAGAUCGAGUUUGGCCGCUCCGGAUUACGACGUACCCCGACCGCGUCUUCCAGCGUCCUCGUUGCCGUCCCGACACAACACCCCCAUACCGAAGACCCCGACCCCGCCGCCACCCACGCAACAGAUUUACGAUGUACCAGUCAGCAAGGAGCUUCCGCUGGAGCUGGACUCCGCCCUGGAAGGUUUGCAGAGGCUGCAGAGCGAGGCGUCCGCCGCGAUAGCGAGGCUACUGGGCUUCGUGAGCCCCGGUUGGAGAACGCCGCAGCGAUUGGACGCCACCCUUAUGGAUCUGAGGCUGGCUGCUCUCAGGCUGAGAACGUCUCUUCACGACCUAGCCGAAUUCGCGGAAGGUACGCUGGGCAAUGCGGGCAAAGCGCCAGAUAAGGGCCUGGCCACGAAAUUACGGCCGCUGGUAAAGGCGCUUCGUGAUUCUGACAAGCUCGUACAGGAAGCCGCUACCGAAUUGGACACGAUGGAAUGGGACGCGAGUAAACUCUGUCGUGGCGGUGGUGAUACACCGACGCCUACUAACGGACCCCCGUCCUCGCUGCUACUACCUGUGCAGUCGGAUCCCCUUGAUCAGCUGAUCGCGUGCGCUCGAGCACUCACGGAAGACGUUCGUCAGGUCGCUAGCUUCAUUCAAGGAAAUUCCACGUUGCUCUUCAAGCGGGCGUCGAUCAUCUCUACGGGCAGCAGCAACAAUAGCGGCGCCGGGGAGGAUUAUGACUAUGUAAAUCUCGACUCGCGAGAGGUCGUCUCGAAGCAACGAGAGGAACUGCGGGCCUCGCUGCCGCAGGAGUUGCGCAGCAAUUACGACCUGCUGGUGUCCGAGGCGGACAAUGCCGCGAUUCAGAUGCCACCCACGACCCCGACGCCCAUGGAUCCCAACGACAAGCAAUUGUUAGCCUUCUAUGUCGCCCAGGUCAUCACGCACGGCGCGCACCUGACUCACGCGAUCGACGCCUUUCUGCAAACGGUGGAGCACAAUCAACCACCCAAGGUUUUCCUAGCCCACGGCAAGUUCGUCGUGCUGAGUGCGCACCGACUAGUGCAUAUCGGCGACACGGUGCAUCGGAACGUGACACGCAACGACGUGCGAACGCGCGUGCUACAAUGUGCGAACGCCCUGAACGAGGCGCUCGGGCAGACGGUGCAGAAGACGAAGCAGGCCGCCCAAUUCUUCCCGAGCGUCACCGCGGUCCAGGAGAUGGUCGACAGCGUCGUCGACGUCUCACACCUGGCCAAGGAUCUCAAGGUCGCCAUGAUACACGCCGCUCAACAGCCCUGAGGGGCAUCUUCGUCACUACGCGGUCGCGAAACCACAAGUUCCUUCAACUGAAACACAACUCUCGACGGGCUUCUUCCGCGUUAACGGAGAAGCUCCGAGACUGCAAAAGAUUCAAACGUAACGCAUUUUUGGAUUUAUCUCGCGAUUGGAAGUUCAAUCGCGUUGAUUUGAAGACAACGCUCGAGGGAUCAACGCCGAGUCUGUUUUUCGCGGUUUUUUUUCUUUUCUCGUCGGGGUUUUAAACGAACGUCGCUGAAGAAUCUUCAGCGCGUUAAUGAAAUAUGAGUAUUCUUUCUUAUACGAAAGUGGAUCAAAAGUAUCUCAGGAAUUUCUCAUGGAUGUGAUCCUUCAAGCGUUAUCUGAGAGGAUUAUUGAUGGCUGCUGUUAUUUUGAGAUUCAGCCAUUUACAAAUAGAAAUAUACAAUAGUACUGAAUGCGCCUGUUAUUUUUUUCGAGGGGAAAAAAAAACGAGCACUAGUGCAAAAGAGUUUCGCUAGAAUUUCAACAGUACUUUCGACAUUUAAAUGGCGAGAUAAUCAAACAUGGCCCAUACGUACGCUUCACGAGAGUGAAGUGUUCGGAUGUCCGCACACUUUAGUGCGUCCCGUGCAGCUACUAUCCCAUUUCAUUAUAUAAAGAAAAAUCCGUGGCCUAAAAUAGGAACCUGCUACUGCCAAAGCUCCGGUAUAUAGAACGUAAGAAACGAAGAAAACCACAACCCUGGGACGAGUGUCUUUGUAAUGUACUCGAGAAUAUAAGCAUUGUAUAAUCUUUCAUAGGAAACAUAUGUAGCUGUUCAAUUAGAUUGGUAGUAGACGUGUGAAAACGGAGUAUAACGAGGCCGAUAGCUUUCUGGCACGAGUAAAAACAUUUCCGAAACGGCUUUUGCGAAUUUUGCGACCUGGUGAGCGCCCGCUGCAAAGUCUUGCCACGUUGCAAAGUCCAUUUCGGAUAUACGCCGAUGACGUAUGCAGCUAAACGUGUUAGUAGUUUUAUAGAUGUACGUAUACAAUAGAACAUACACACGCGACUAGACAACAUGUGUAUUCAUAUCUCUCUUUCGAAACCGGUUUCACCGACGCCAAUUGUAGCUGUAAUUUUACUUUCGCGGAUUCCUUGUUCUUUCGAAAGAAUUGAAAUCAAAACAAGAAAUAACUGAAAUCGCAAUUACAGUUAACUGGAUAUUAAAUUGGAAUCGGUGAUUGACAAUUUUAAUGACGGGUUUGAAGUGUUUUCCUGUAGUGACGAAUCACCGCUGCUUUUAUUCGAAGGCGAAAAGACCGAUAUGAAUACCGCAUGUCGAAUUGAGGAACAACCGCGUUUCUGUUUUUGUAACUCGAUCGCAUGUCGAAAAAAUUGACACCAAGAAAAUUCAACGCAGACUCCUCUGCGGGCAGUACCCUCCUUUUGGGAUAUCCCCGCGAAGGCGAAUUAUUACGUGUUGCGGACAGUUUUUUUGGAAGACAAUUUUUAAAGAAUUUUAUACGAAGCUUUUACCGCCGGGUUUACGACUUUUUCGGGCGCCCAGGCCUUUUUACCAGGCUCUUCCAUAAAACAGUAAAUUAGCCACGUGCGUACACUGUGAACCGCAAUCAGCGGCGGAUCGAACUUGUAAAUUAUUGUUGACGCGCAAAAAUUUCCACGGCAACUACACGCGUACUCGCGAAUCUUUUUGCACAACGAGACCAAUAACGCCUUUUUUUUUAUUGAACGCCUUUUUUAUAGAACACACAAACGAACGUUUUUAUUAGAUCUAGAUCCUGUGAUUAAUAGAUUGACAACAUAAAUGUUUAAAGGAUAUCGCAUUUAGAAUUUUCGUUUCAUCAUCUGGAUUUUUUUCCAUAGCAUUCAAAUAGAUCAAAUCAUGGAAUUACUUUUUAAUUAUUUAAUCAUUGAAAUAUUUUUUUCGAUUAAAAAAUGGAUCUUAAAGAGACUAAAGCUAAAACGAACAAUAAUACCUUCACCUAAGAGAAUCUUAAGAUCUAGUAAGAUCAUUUUCGAGCUCACGCCUGUCGGCCAAAAGUAUGUAUACGAUCCAACCGCUAAUUUGCGGCGCACUCGUUCUAAUGGCAUUCUCCACGUGCGAAAGUGUACUUAAAAUAAAAAUAGCUCGCCGACCAUAGCAUUCGCUCAACGCAUGCGGAACCAUCCGACUAUAUAUAGAGUUUUAUCGCGCCUCGUUUAAACAACGGAGAUAUAAUUGUGAUUGUGAAUACGAUUACGUAUGUUACAUAGCCGUGUAUCAAGAUGUGACUUUCUGUUGCAGCUUUAACGAUUACGAGCAUUUAUUAGAAUUCAUCUCAAGGCUUUAUCUCUCUUUCAAUUUCUUUUUUUAUCUUAUUUAGAUUGACUAAUGUGAUUUACUGUUGCGUAACAGAAACGAUCUUUUAAGGGCAACUUAAGCGGCGUCUACAAUGAGACUUAAAACUUGAGAUUUAGGAAAUGUGGUUGGUCAAUUUUCUUAAAUCUUAAUAAGUCUUAAGUCUAAUUGUAGACGCCGCUUUACGACAUUUAUUUUACAUUUUUUUAGAGACUAUAUACCCAGGCAUAUCGCGCAUGGAGAAGCGUUUAUACACGAACCUCGUUUACGAGAAUUGUAUUAUAAUUUAUUGACGAAGUGUUUUUGUAAUAUAAUACAUAUAGCAGGCAGUUUUAUAUAUAUAUAUAUAUAUAUACAGAUAGAAUUGUAUAUUUAGAAGUUUAUAUGAUAGUCAAAUUGAUAGGUGCUUAUCCGCGUUGAAUCACGUAUUCGGAUAUGUCGUGUUAUAGCAUUAAGUGGAAUAGUUUCUCCUUAUUGCAAACGCAGGCUGACGAAUUGACGAAGUUACUGAUGUUAUUCACGAACACUAACUCGUCAUUCCCCUGAUUUCUCUUUUGUACCUGGACAAUCUUUUCACGAUAGUUGUAUCAUCCUCGCGUCGGUCACUCGUAAAUGUAUACGUAACGGUAUUACUGUAAACUUACGAGCUACAUAUCCGAGGGCAGCUAUCCCAAGAUUAGAUGAAAAGAAGUUACGGAAACCUCUUGAUGUGACGCGCGUGAUGUCGUUGAAGCAACGUCGACUACACAUCGAAAAUUUGUUUAUCGCUAUCAUAAUGACACUUUAAUGUUUUCGGUAUAAUCGCGCAUUGACUGCAUUUUAUCAAUGCAAUUCCUGCGUUUUAUCAUUGAAGACUCCUUUGUGUCGUUUGCAAACUCGAGAUACGUUAGAAAUUAUAUAAUUAUGUUACUUUAAGAACACCUUAUUUGUACAUAGAUAUAUUUAUACAUAUUAUAUAUAUAUAUAUACAUAAUAUAAUUAUUCCUAUUACAGAAAUGGAGUAUGUAUACACAAGCAUUAUGGUACAUCCGAGAUGCAAUAGUGGUGUAAACUGACUUGAAUAUCGUGCAAUGUCAAAAAUAAUUUUUAAGCCAAAAUACACUGAAAAAGACAAAAUAUUUCAAGAUCUAUCGAGACGAGUGUUCGUAGAUCCGAAAGUGUAAGUAGGAACUGUAUAAAUUGAGCCCAUUUCAGUGCUGUAAAAUAUUAUUUUUUUCUACCGUACUUUUUAACAACACGCUUGACAACGCCCUGAACAAUUAAUUUUACAUAGUGGCGCGUUACGUGUGAAUUACAGUUUCAGUCAUUCAAUAAAGUUAUAAUGAAAAAAAAAA